AUGUUGACACUGAUCCUUGGAUAUUUGUUUUUUAAAAACCAUGACCAUUGUCUGUCUAUAAGACUUAAGCAACCACUCUCGAGUGAUGAUAUCGAAAUGACAAAUAAUUUUGAAUUGGGUGGCUCAGAUUUAUUAACGGAUGACAGUGACGACGGCUACCACGAUGACGUACACUAUUUGUUAGCUUCUAUAACCGCCACUAAUACAGAUGAGGACGAUGAAGAUGAACAAAUUAAUUUUAAUAAUUUAUUUCAACAUAAAAUAAAUCUCGCCAGUAAUUAUAUAUUGGAUGAUAAUGAAGAAACACCAAACGAAUUAUAUGUCAAAGAUACCCGUCCUCUUCAUGAAUAUACACGCGCCACUGUAGGUGAAACGUGCGAAAAUUUAUUAAGAAUGAAUAGAAAAUCAUGUUUGAGUAAAAGUAUAAUGAAUGAAAUUUUAAAAGAAUUUUCACGUGUUCUGCCAUUUCCAAAUAAUCUACUUAAUUCAUUGGAUAAAUUAUUAGACAAUGUAGGUAUAUUUAAUUAUUUUUCCAGAAGAAUUUUAUGUGCAAUUUGUUAUCACGAAAUUGACCCGAAAGUUAGAUUAUGUACAAAUCAUUCAUGUAAACAAUAUCGUACAUUAUAUCUACAAAGUUUUUCCGUAUACACAUCUAAUGCAAAAGCACAAUUAGAAAGAAUUGUUAUUCGUAAUUUGAAGGAAAUUCAAAAUUAUAGGGAAAAUUUUAACAAAAAAGACUUUCUUGAAAAAAACGAUGAUAUAGUAACGGGUGAGAAAAAGUUCUAG
Didymodactylos carnosus is the source of this 786-nucleotide messenger RNA. NCBI's taxonomy places the organism in Eukaryota, Metazoa, Rotifera, Eurotatoria, Philodinida, Philodinidae. The record is from the annotation of a GenBank genome assembly.